Molecule: messenger RNA, 1230 nt
Organism: Linnemannia hyalina
Lineage: Eukaryota; Fungi; Mortierellomycota; Mortierellomycetes; Mortierellales; Mortierellaceae
Source: the annotation of a GenBank genome assembly
AUGGACAACGGCGAGCUAGUAUCAACAGCAUUCCCUGUCGAAGCAUCGUCGGAUAAGACAGUUGGCGCACUCAAGAAAGCCAUCGUAGCAGAGAACCCAGGCGCCUUUGAGCACAUCGACGCCAAGGACCUGGUGCUCUGGCGCGUCUCCAUUCCUGACGAUGACGACGACCUUCCUAUUCUGCUCGACUCUGUGUCUGAAAAGAAGAAACUCAAGGCAACCACCAAGCUCUCCAAGGUCUUUGACGCUGAGCUGCCUGAGGACACGAUUCACAUCGUUGUGGAGCGACCCCAAGCUGCAAGCACGCCGCACACACUCGACCUUCAUCCCGAGGUCGCUGCAUUACGCAAACAGUUGUCCGAGAUGGAACAGCUCAAUGUGGACCUGAGAAGCACUUCCAUUUCCAAGGACAAUGGCCACAAGAACUUCACCAUAUCUUUGGAUAGCCCGGCCAAGAAGUUCUCGUCGUACACCUGGAAGGAUGCACAGAGCCAGUAUGGAGUCCGAGAGUUCGAACUCAUGCCAGCGUUCGAUAUUCAACCGAGGUCAUUGCUGGAAGACGAGAAAACGGUAUUGAAGCACAUCGUUGAGGACUGUGUUUUCAAGAACAAGGCGUACCUGCUUGGUCCGGGGGCAAGCGAGGCAACAAAGUCAUCGGUUGUCGAUACAUUCAUGGUUGGAGCCAUACAAUCCUACGGUUCCGAGAUGUUCCUGGCACAACAACGGCCAAUGAGCGGUAUGCGUGGUCACGGGGCCGUCGACUUUGCUGUUGUCGACCGAGUACAUCAGUCGCAAGUUCUUGGUGUCACGGAAGUGAAGAAGGAGGAUUAUGCGCAAGGCCUAGCUCAAAAUAUGGCGGAACUCGAUGUGGCCGUGCAACAAAAGAAACGAAAACGAAUUGACGAAGUGGACGAGGACAGCGGAGAGAGAAUACCAGCUCGCUUCAAGUCGUAUGGGAUUGUGACGGACUCAUUCAAGUGGACACUUGUGGAAUGUACAUUGGACGAGGGCGACGUCUUGUCGUUUCGAGUGAAGGACAUCCCAGGCGUUCUUGACUUGAAGCAGACCAAGAAGGAAGACGUGGAAAAGGACUGUGAGAAAGUCUUUAGCUAUGUUCUUGCCUUGUACCAGUUGAUGAAGGUUGAGAUUGUGAACAGGAGCGCUUAUGGCAGUCCUUCGUCUGACACCCCACCAAGCGAGAGAAUAGCGACUAGUUCACCUCGUUCAUAG